Messenger RNA from Orcinus orca (killer whale), 18730 nucleotides. RefSeq names its product isoleucyl-tRNA synthetase 1 (gene IARS1). Gene Ontology annotation, biological process: isoleucyl-tRNA aminoacylation. The coding region runs from base 153 to 3941 and encodes 1262 amino acids. The record is from RefSeq and is a predicted model, not a curated record. Gene Ontology annotation, molecular function: ATP binding; isoleucine-tRNA ligase activity; tRNA binding. Lineage: Eukaryota; Metazoa; Chordata; Mammalia; Artiodactyla; Delphinidae. The transcript is spliced from 35 exons.
AGGCGUAGACACGGCUCCUUCCGACGUACUCAGGCUCGGAGGCCCCUCAGGUACGCCUGGUACUGCUCGCGGAGGCCCCUCAGGUACUCCCCAUCCUGCCCGCGGGGCCCCUCAGGUCAACCUGUCCUGCACACGGGCCCCUCAGUAACAAAAUGGUUCAACAAGUUCCAGAAAACAUCAAUUUUCCUGCUGAAGAAGAGAAAAUCUUGCAGUUUUGGUCCGACUUUAAUUGUUUUCAGGAAUGCUUAAAGCAAUCAAAACAUAGACCAAAAUUUACCUUCUAUGAUGGGCCUCCUUUUGCAACUGGACUGCCUCACUAUGGACAUAUACUUGCAGGGACAAUUAAAGAUAUAGUUACAAGAUAUGCUCACCAGAGUGGGCUUCACGUUGACAGAAGAUUUGGAUGGGAUUGUCAUGGUUUACCUGUGGAAUAUGAAAUUGAUAAGACACUGGGAAUCAGAGGACCAGAGGAUGUAGCCAGAUUGGGGAUUGCAGAAUAUAACAGUCAGUGCCGAGCCAUUGUGAUGCGAUAUUCUACUGAGUGGAAGUCUACUAUUACCAGACUUGGCCGAUGGAUUGACUUUGACAAUGACUACAAAACUCUCUAUCCACAAUUCAUGGAAUCUGUCUGGUGGGUCUUCAAACAGCUCUAUGAUAAAGGCCUUGUUUAUAGAGGAGUGAAAGUCAUGCCCUUUUCCACUGCAUGCAAUACUCCACUUUCCAACUUUGAAUCUCACCAGAAUUACAGGGAUGUUCAAGAUCCUUCAAUAUUUGUAACUUUCCCUUUGGAGGAAGAUGAAAGUAUAUCUUUGGUUGCCUGGACAACUACUCCCUGGACUCUACCUAGUAACCUUGCCCUGUGUGUUAAUCCAGAUAUGCAGUAUGUGAAGAUUAAAGAUGCUGUCAGAGGAAAAUUAUACAUUUUAAUGGAAGCCAGAUUAUCAGCCCUCUAUAAAUUGGAGAGUGACUAUGAGAUCCUUGAAAGAUUGCCUGGUGCCUAUCUCAAAGGCAAGAAAUACAGACCGCUGUUUGACUAUUUUAUAAAGUGUAAAGAGAAUGGUGCUUUUACUGUGCUUGUUGACAACUAUGUGAAGGAGGAAGAAGGCACUGGGGUUGUACACCAAGCUCCUUACUUUGGUGCUGAUGACUAUCGGGUCUGUAUGGAUUUCAAUAUCAUUCAGAAAGACUCUGUCCCUGUUUGCCCUGUGGAUGCUUCAGGCUGUUUCACAGGGGAAGUGGCAGAUUUUGCAGGACAGUAUGUGAAGGAUGCUGACAAAAAUAUUAUCAGGACCCUAAAGGAACAAGGUCGACUUCUUGCUGCCAGCACCUUCACCCACAGCUACCCUUUCUGCUGGAGGUCAGACACUCCCCUCAUUUACAAAGCAGUGCCUAGCUGGUUUGUUCGGGUGGAGCAUAUGGUAGACCAGCUGCUGAGGAACAAUGACCUAUGUUACUGGGUCCCAGAGUUUGUGCGAGAAAAGCGAUUUGGAAAUUGGCUGAAAGAUGCACGUGACUGGGCAAUUUCCAGAAACAGAUACUGGGGCACUCCUAUCCCACUGUGGGUCAGCGAUGACUUCGAGGAGGUGGUGUGUGUUGGGUCAAUGACAGAACUGGAAGAACUGUCAGGAGCAAAGAUCUCAGAUCUCCACAGAGAGAGCAUUGACCAUCUGACCAUUCCUUCACGCUGUGGGAAGGGAUUGUUGCAUCGCAUCUCUGAAGUGUUUGACUGUUGGUUCGAGAGUGGCAGCAUGCCCUAUGCUCAAAUUCAUUAUCCAUUUGAAAACAAGAGGGAGUUUGAGGAUGCAUUUCCUGCAGAUUUCAUUGCUGAAGGCAUUGACCAAACCAGAGGAUGGUUUUACACCCUGUUGGUGCUGGCCACAGCUCUCUUUGGACGGCCGCCAUUCAAAAAUGUGAUUGUGAAUGGGCUCGUCCUGGCAAGUGAUGGCCAAAAAAUGAGCAAACGCAAAAAGAAUUAUCCAGAUCCACUUUCAGUCAUUCAAAAAUAUGGUGCUGAUGCCCUCAGAUUAUACCUGAUUAACUCCCCUGUGGUGAGAGCAGAAAACCUCCGCUUUAAGGAGGAGGGUGUUCGAGAUGUCCUGAAGGAUGUGCUGCUACCUUGGUACAAUGCCUAUCGCUUCUUCAUCCAGAACGUCCUGAGGCUACAGAAGGAGGAAGAAAUGGAAUUCCUUUACAACGAGAACAUGGUUAAAGAAAGUACCAACAUCACAGACCGGUGGGUCCUGUCCUUUAUGCAGUCGCUCGUUGGGUUCUUUGAGACUGAAAUGGCAGCUUACAGACUCUAUACUGUGGUUCCUCGCCUAGUCAAGUUUGUGGAUGUUCUGACUAAUUGGUAUGUCAGGAUGAACCGUAGAAGAUUAAAGGGUGAAAAUGGGAUAGAGGAUUGUGUUAUGGCUCUGGAGACCUUGUUUAGUGUUCUGCUUUCUCUGUGCAGACUUAUGGCCCCCUAUACCCCUUUUCUUACUGAAUUGAUGUACCAGAAUCUGAAGACACUGAUUGACCCUGUUUCUGUCCAGGACAAGGACACAUUCAGUAUCCACUACCUCAUGCUGCCCCAUGUUCGAGAGGAAUUGAUUGACAAGAAAACCGAGAGUGCAGUAUCUAGAAUGCAGUCUGUGAUUGAACUCGGGCGAGUGAUUCGAGACCGCAAAACUAUUCCAAUAAAGUAUCCUUUGAAAGAAAUUGUAGUUAUUCAUCAGGAUCCAGAAGCUCUUAAUGAAAUUAAGUCAUUGGAGAAGUAUAUCAUUGAGGAAUUGAAUGUUAGAAAAGUUACAUUAUCUACAGAUAAAAACAAGUAUGGCAUUCGCCUAAGGGCAGAACCAGAUCACAUGGUCCUGGGGAAGCGUCUGAAGGGAGCCUUCAAGAUGGUGAUGACAUCCAUCAAGCAGCUGAGCAGUGAGGAGCUAGAGCAGUUCCAGGAGAGUGGGACCAUUGUUGUGGAAGGCCAUGAAUUGCAUGAAGAAGAUAUCCGCCUCAUGUACACCUUUGAUCAGGCAACAGGUGGAACGACACAGUUUGAAGCACACUCAGAUGCUCAGGCUUUGGUUCUCUUAGACGUCACCCCUGACCAGUCAAUGGUGGAUGAAGGAGUGGCUCGGGAAGUCAUCAAUCGUAUCCAGAAACUUCGAAAAAAGUGCAAUCUGGUUCCAACUGAUGAAAUAACAGUUUAUUAUAAAGCAAAAUCUGAAGGAAAGUAUCUGAAUAAUGUUAUCAAAAGCCACACAGAGUUCAUAUUUGCCACCAUAAAGUCUCCUUUAAAACCAUAUCCAGUUCCUACAUCAGAUGAAAUCCUUAUUCAAGAAAAAAUGCAGUUAAAAGGGUCAGACCUGGAAAUUACACUCACCAGAGGAUCUUCCAUGCCUGGCCCUGCUUGUGCAUAUGUCAAUCUUAACAUUUGUACAGAUGGCAGUGAACAAGGUGGAGUACUACUUCUGGAAAAUCCAAAAGGAGAUAAUAGGUUGGACCUUCUAAAGCUGAAGAGUGUUGUUACUAGCGUUUUUGGUGUAAAAAAUAGAGAGCUGGCUGUCUUCCAUGGUGAAACAGAAAUAAAAAAGCAAACCAACUUACUGAGUCUUAGUGGAAAAACACUUUGUGUGGCUGCAGGAUCAACUCCCUCUAUGGUCAACAGUCCUAGUACUCUUCUCUGUCAGUAUAUCAACCUACAGCUCUUGAAUGCAGACCCACAAGAGUGUUUAAUGGGAACAGUAGGCACUCUCCUGCUUGAAAAUCCACUUGGGCAGAAUGGGCUGACCCACCAAGGUCUUCUGUAUGAAACAGCCAAGGUGUUUGGCCUUCGGAGCAGGAAGCUAAAACUGUUUUUGAAUGAGGCUCAAACAGAAGAAAUUACAGAAGAAAUCCCCAUGAAGACUUUGAACACGAAGACUGUGUAUGUUUCUGUAUUGCCGACUACAGCAGACUUCUAACAUUCAGUUAUCUGUGUGGUUCAGUCAACCUUUCCCUGGCAUAUACCUCUUCUCCCCUCCCCCCAACCCCGGACACACACACGGACACAGACAUGUUGAUAUUUCCUUCAGGUGCAUGUAUAAUAUACUGCUUUUGGUCUAAAAUUGAAAUGGAAUUGAUCAAGUGACUUGAGGCUUCACAGUAAUAGUCACACUUAACCGUAAACACCUAUGUAGUCAUGUUGAGGAAAAGUUACAGUGUUACCUCAGCACUACAGAGUAUAUUUCUAUACUUGAAUUUUUAAGUAUAGAACAUAGUUGUUUAAAUGGUAUUGUGUGUGUGUGUGUGUGCGCACGUGUAUAUAUGUAUCUCUGUUAUCUGUCUAUCUCUCUAUAUAUAUAUCAUUCUGUGGCCUUUUAAAACUUAUUUGAAAUCUAUUGAAGGAAUGGACAGUGUUAUAUAUUUUUGCUACCUGGAUUUUCCUGGGUAAUUUGAUGGAAUAUUUUAAGUUUUAGUAAAUUAGGACAAUAAACUUUCUCACAGAUAAUAAACAUGUUAGAAGUAAUUCAUUCUCCCAUAGUUCAGUGAAACUUGGAAUUUGCAAUCUUUAAAGAACAAAAAAACUUAAUAGUGACUUCCAUAUUAAGACACUAGACCAAAUAUCUAAUUUCACUUCUUCCCAAAAUCCUGUGUCAAAGAAGCAUAUGCCAAGACAAAAUUAGAUGGGCAAGAAUUUAUUGGGGGAAGCAUACAUGAAAGAUAAAGGAGAGAGAGUAAAGGCAAAGGUAGAGAGAGCCUUCAGGCAGAAAUGACCUGACUUUGGACCCAUGCCUUGCUCAGUCAGUGGCUGGGAGCAGCUGAGGGGGUCCAUGGCCUCAGCACAGAUGGAUCCAUUGAUCUGAAAAUGUAGUAGCUAGAAGCUGUCAACAAACUAUACUCCCUACAUCAGAUUCUCCUGAAAGGAGUUCUGAAUGGUGCAUCUUUAGCUGCUAGAAUAAAUGCAUUCAAAUCCAUACCCACAAAGUUGGAGGAAACCACACAAGAUAACAAGUGUUGGCAAGGAUCAGCGAAACUGGAACCCUUGUGCACUGUUGGUGGGAAUGUAAGAUGUUGCAGUCACUAUGGGAAACAGUAUAGAGGUUCCUCAAAAAUUAGAAGUAGAACUACCAUAUGAUCCAACAGUCAACUUCUGUUUACAUAUCCAAAAGAAUUGAAAGCAGGGCCUUGAAAAGAUAUUUGCACACCCAGGUUCAUUGCAGCAUUAUUCACAACAGCCAAGAGAUGGGGCAACCCAGAUGUCCACUGAGGGAUAAAUGGAUAAAGAAAAUGUAAUCUGUACAUACAAUAGAAUAUUAUUCAGUCUUAAGAAAGAAGGAUGAACCUUGAGGACAUUAAGCAAAGUGAAAUAAGCCAGUCACAAAAAGACAAAUACUGUGUGAUUCCACUUGUAUGAGGUACCUAAAGUAGUCAAAUUCAUUGAAACAAAAUGCAAUGGUGGUUGCCACGUGUUGCAGGGAAGGAGAAAUGGUGAGCUGUUCAAUGGGAAUAGUUUUAGUUUUGCAAGUUUUGAAGAGUUCUAGAGGUCUUUUGCACAAAAAUGUGAACAUAGUUAACAUACUAAACUUGAUCCUUAAAAAUAGCUAAGUUGGUACAUUUUAUGUAUCUUUUACCACAAUUUAAAAAAUUUUUUGAAUGUCAGAGGGACAGAAGCCAACCUGAAAGAGCUCCCAGUGGCCAAAGCUGGAACAGUUUGAACAAACAUAUAAUGUAAUAUUGAAUUAAAAUCCAAAAUAUAAAAUAAAUAUCAAUGAGUACAUGCUGAUAUAAAUGAUUGAAUAAAUAAAUGAGAGAGGUGAGGCAAAUCUAUAUAAAAUUCCAAAUAAUGUAUAUACAUACUCUUUCACAAGGUGGUGUACCUUAACUCCCCACACCUUGAGAGAGGGCUGUACUUUGUGACUUCAAAAGAGUGGAGUAUGUGAAGGGGGCAAAAAGUAACUUCACAGUUUAGAAAACUGACAAACACUACCUCAGACAGGUUAACAUCAUCAGGCAUGAUAGCAUAUACUCUUUUUUUUUUAUAAUUUUUUUAUUGAUGUGUAGUUGAUUUACAAUGUUGUGUUAGUUUCUGCUGUACAGCAAAGAGAUUCAGUUAUAUAUGCAUAUAUUAUUUUUCAUAUUCUUUUCCAUUAUGGUUUGUCACAGAAUAUUGAAUAUCGUUCCCUAUGCCCUGACCAUUUUUUUUAAUAACAUCUUUAAUGGAGUAUAAUUGCUUUACAGUGUUGUGUUAGUUUCUGCUGUAUAACAAAGUGAAUCAGCUAUAUGGAUACAUACAUCCCCAUAUCCCCUCUCUCUUGCACCUCCUUCCCACCCUCCCUAUCCCACCCAUCUAGGUGGUCACAAAGUACCGAGCUGCUCUCCCUGUGCUAUGCAGCUGCUUACCACUAGUUAUCCAUUUUACAUUUGGUAGUGUAUAUAUGUCAGUGCUACUCUCUCACUUCAUCCCAGCUCCAUUCUCUACAUCUGCAUCAUUAUUCCUGUCCUGCCCCUAGGUUCAUGAGAACCAUUUUAUUUUUAGAUUGCAUAUAUGUGUGUUAGCAUAUGGUAUUUGUUUUCCUCCGUCUGACUUCACUCUGUGUGACCAACUUUAGGUCCAUCCACCUCACUACAAAUGACUCAAUUUCGUUUCUUUUUAUGGCUGAGUAAUAUUCCAUUGUAUAUAUGUGCCACAUCUUCUUUAUCCAUUCAUCUGUUGAUGGACACUUAGGUUGCUUCCAUGUCCUGGCUAUUGUAAAUAGAGCUGCAAUGAACAUUUUGGUACAUGACUCUUUUUGAAUUAUGGGUUUCUCAGGGUAUAUGCCCAGUAGUGGGAUUACUGGGUCGUAUGGUCUUUCUAUUUGUAUUUUUUUAAGGAACCACCAUACUGUUCUCCAUAGUGGCUGCAUCAAUUUACAUUCCCACCAACAGUGCAAGAGGGUUCCCUUAUCUCCACACCCUCUCCAGCAUUUAUUGUUUGUAGAUUUUUUGAUGAUGGCCAUUCUAACCACUGUGAGGUGAUACCUCAUUGUGGUUUUGAUUUGCAUUUCUUUAAUGAUUAGUGAUGUUGAGCAUCCCUUCAUGUGUUAGUUGGCAAUCUGUAUCUUCUUUGGAGAAAUGUCUGUUUAGGUCUUCCACCCAUUUUUAGAUUGGGUUGUUUGUUUUUUUGUUUGUUUUGUUUUUUUGUUUGUUUUUGCGGUAUGCAGACCUCUCACUGUUGUGGCCUCUCCCGUUGCAGAGCACAGGCUCUGGACACGCAGGCUCAGCGGCCAUGGCUCACGGGCCCAGCUGCUCCACGGCAUGUGGGAUCUUCUCGGACCGGGGCACGAACCCGUGUCCCCUGCAUCGGCAGGCAGACUCUCAACCACUGCACCACCAGGGAAGCCGUGGGUUGUUUGUUUUUUUGAUAUUUGGCUGCAUGAGCUGCUUGUAUAUUUUGGAGAUUAAUCCUUUGUCAGUUGCUUUGUUUGCAAAUAUUUUCUUCCAUUCUGAGGGUUGUUUUUUCAUCUUGUUUAUGGUUUCCUUUGCUGUGCAAAAGCUUUUAAGUUUCCUUAGGCCCCAUUUGUUUAUUUUUGGUUUUAUUUCCAUUUCUCUAGGAUGUGGGUCAAAAAGGAUCUUGCUAUGAUUUAUGCCAUAAAGUGUUCUGCCUAUGUUUUCCUCUAAGACUUUUAAAGUGACUGGCCUUAAAUUUAGGUCUUUAAUCCAUUUUGAGUUUAUUUUUGUGUAUGGUGUUAGGAAGUGUUCUAAUUCCAUUCUUUUCCAUGUAGCUGUCCAAUUUCUAGCACCACUUAUUAAAGAGACUGCCUUUACUCCAUUGUAUAUUCUUGCCUCCUUUAUCAAAGAUAAGGUGACCAUAUGUGUGUGGGUUUAUCUCUGGGCUUUCUAUCCUGUUCCAUUGAUCUAUCUUUCUGUUUUUGUGCCAGGACCAUACUGCCUUGAUUACUGUAGCUUUGUAGUAUAGUCUGAAGUCCGGGAACCUGAUUCCUCCAGCUCCGUUUUUCUUUCUCAAGAUUGCUUUGGCUAUUCAGGGUCUUUUGUGUUUCCAUACAAAUGGUAAAAUUUUUUGUUCUAGUUCUGUGAAAAAUGCCAUUGAUAGUUUGAUAGGGAUUGCAUUGAAUCUGUAGAUUGCUUUGGGUAGUAUAGUCAUUUUCACAGUGUUGAUUCUUCCAAUCUAAGAACAUGGUAUGUCUCUCCAUCUGUAUUGUCUUAGAUUUCUUCCAUCAGUGUCUUAUAGCUUUCUGCAUACAGGUCUUUUGCCUCCUUAGGUAGGUUUAUUACUAGUUAUUUUAUUCUUUCUGUUGCAGUGGUAAAUAGGAGUGUUUCCUUAAUUUCUCUUUCAGGUUUUUCAUCAUUAGUGUAUAGGAAUGCAAGAGAUUACUGUGCAUUAAUUUUGUAUCCUGAUACUUUACCAAAUUCAUUGAUUAGCUCUAAUAGUUCUCUGGUAGCAUCUUUAGGAUUCUCUAUGUAUACUAUCAUGUCAUCUGCAAACAGUGACAGUUUUACUUCUUCUUUUCCAAUUUGUAUUCCUUUUAUUUCUUUUUCUUCUCUGAUUGCCAUGGCUAGGACUUCCAAAACUAUGUUAAAUAAUAGUAGUGAGAGUGCACAACCUUGUCUUGUUCCUGAUUUUUGAGGAAAUGGUUUCAGUUUUUCACCAUUGAGAAUGAUGUUGGUUGUAGGUUUGUCAUAUAUGGCCUUUUUUAUGUUGAGGUAGGUUCCCUCUAUGCCCACUUUCUGGAGAGUUUUUAUCAUAAAUGGGUGUUGAAUUUUGUCAGAAGCUUUUUCUGCAUCUAUUGAGAUUGUCAUAUGGGUUUUGUGGGGUUUUUUAAUUUAUUUUAUUUAUUUUUUGGCUGCAUUGGGUCUUAGUUGCUGCACGGGCUUUCUGUAUCUGUGGCAAGCAGGGCCUUCUCUUCGUUGCGGUGCGUGGGCUUCUCAUUGUGCUGGGUUCUCUUGUUGCAGAGCACAGGCUCUAGGCGCACGGGCUUCAGUAGUCGCAGCAUGCGGGCUCAGUAGUUGUGGUGCACAGGCUUAGUUGCUCUGCUGCAUGUGGGAUCUUCCCAAGCCAGGGCUCAAAUCCGUGUCCCCUGCAUUGGCAGGAGGCUUCUUAACCACUGCGCCACCAAGGAAGCCCCUAUCAUAUGGUUUUUCUCCUUCAAUUUGUUAAUAUGGUGUAUCACAUUCAUUGAUUUGUCUAUAUUGAAGAAUCCUUGCAUUCCUGGUAUAAACCGCACUUGGACCAUGGUUUAUGAUCCUUUUAAUGUGUUGUUGGAUUCUGUUUGCUAGUAUUUUGUUGAGGAUUUUUGCGUGUAUGUUCGUCAGUGAUACUGGCCUGUAAUUUUCUAUUUUUGUGACAUCUUUGUCAGGUUUUGUUAUCAGGGUGAUGGUGGCCUCGUAGAAUGAGUUUGGGAAUGUUCCUCCCUCUGCUAUAUUUUGAAAGAGUUUAGAAGGAUAGGUGUUAGCUCUUCUCUAAAUGUUUGAGAGAAUUCACCUGUGAAUUCAUCUGGUCCUGGGCUUUUGUUUGUUGGAAGAUUUUAAAUCACAGUUUCAAUUUCAGUGCUUGUGAUUGGUCUGUUCAUAGUUUCUAUUUCUUCCAGGUUCAGUCUUGGAAGGUUGUGCUUUUCUAAGAAUUUGUCCAUUUCUUCCAGAUUGUCCGUUUUAUUGGCAUAUUGUUGCUGGUAGUAGUCUCUCAUGAUCCUUUGUAUUUCUGCAGUGUCAGUUGUUACUUCUCCUUUUUCAUUUCCAAUUCUAUUGAUUUGAGUCUUCUCCCAUUUUUUCUUGAUGCGUCUGGCCAGUGAUUUAUCACUUUCGUUUAUCUUCUCAAAGAACCAGCUAUUACUUCUAUUGUCCUUUGCUAUUGUGUCCUUCUUUUUUUUUUUUCAUUUAUUUCUGCUCUGAUCUUCAUGAUUUCUUUCCCUCUGCUAAGUUUAGGGUUUUUUUUGUUCUUCUUUCUCUAAUUACAUGUAAUGUUAGGUUGUUUAUUUUAGAUUUUUCUUGUUUCUUGAGGUAGGAUUGUAUUGCUAUAAACUUCCCUCUUAGAAUUGCUUUUGCUGCAUCCCAUAGGUUUUGGGUCAUCGUGUUUUCAUUGUCAUUUGUUUCUAGAUAUUUUUUUAUUUCCUCCUUGAUUUCUUCACUGAUAUCUUGGCUAUUUAGUACUGUAUUGUUUAGCCUCCAUGUGUAUGUAUUUUUUACAGAUCUUUUUCCUGGAAUUGAUAUCUAGUCUCAUAGUAUUGUGGUCGGAAAAGAUACUUGAUAUGAUUUUAAUUUUCUUAAAUUUACCAAGGCUUGAUUUGUGACCCAAGAUAUGAUCUAUCCUGGAGAAUGUUCCAUGAGCACUUGAGAAGAAAGUGUAUUCUGUUGUUUUUGGAUGGAAUGUCCUAUAAAUAUCAAUUAAGUCCAUCUUGUUUAAUGUAUCAUUUAAAGCUUGUGUUUCCUUUUUUAUUUUCAUUUUGGGUGAUCUGUCCGUUGGAGAGCGUGGGGUGUUAAAGUCCACUACUAAUGAUUGUGUUACUGUUGAUUUCCCCUUUUAUGGCUGUUAGUAUUUGCCUUAUGUAUUGAUGUGCUUCUAUGUUGGGUACAUAAAUAUUUACAAUUGUUUUAUCUUUUUCUUGGAUUGAUCCCUUGAUCAUUAUAUAGUGUCCUUCUUUGUCUCUUGUAAUAGUCUUUGUUUUAAUGUCUAUUUUGUCUGUUAUGAGAAUUGCUGCUCCAGCUUUCUUUUGAUAUCCAUUUGCAUGGAAUAUAUUUUUCCUUCCCCUCACCUUCAGUCUGUAUGUGUCCGUACGCAUGAAGUGGGUCUCUUGUAGACAGCAUAUAUACAGGUCUUGUUUUUGUAUCCAUGCAGCCAUUCUGUUUCUUUUGGUUGGAGCAUUUAAUCCAUUUACAUUUAUGGUAAUUAUCAAUAUGUAUGUUCCUAUUACCAUUUUCUUAAUUGUUUUGGGUUUGUUAUUGUAGGUCUUUUACUUCUCUUGUGUUUCCUGCCUAGAGAAGUUCCUUUAGCAGUUGUUGUAAAGCUGAUUUGGUGGUGCUGAAUUCUCUUAGCUUUUGCUUGUCUGUAAAGGUUUUAAUUUCUCCAUCAAAUCUGAAUGAGAUCUUUGCUUGGUAGAAUAAUCUUGGUUGUAGGUUUUUCCCUUUCAUCACUUUAAAUAUGUCCUGCCACUCCCUUCUGGCUUGCAGAGUUUCUGCUGAAAGAUCAGCUGUUAACCUUAUGGGGAUUCCCUUGUGUGUUAUUUGUUGUUUUUCCCUUGCUGCUUUUAAUAUUUUUUCUUUGUAUUUAAUUUUUGAUAAUUUGAUUAAUAUGUGUCUUGGCAUGUUUCUCCUUGGAUUUAUCCUGUGUGGGACUCUCUGUGCUUCCUGGAGGUGAUUAACUAUUUCCUUUCCCAUAUUAGGCAAGUUUUCAACUGUAAUCUCUUCAUAUAUUUUCACAGUCCCUUUCUUUUGCUCUUCAUCUUCUGGGACCCCUGUAAUUCGAAUGUUGGUACAUUUAAUGUUGUCCCAGAGGUCUCUCAGACUGUCCUCAAUUCUUUUCUUUUUUUUUCUUUAUUCUGCUCUGCGGUAGUUAUUUCCACUAUUUUAUUUUCCAGGUCACUUUUCUGUUCUUCUGCCUCAGUUAUUCUGCUAUUGAUCCCUUGUAGGGAAUUUUUAAUUUCAUUUAUUGUGUUGUUCAUCACUGUUUGUUUGCUCUUUAGUUCUCUUAGGUCCUUGUUACAUGUUUCUUGUCUUUUCUCCAUUCUAUUUCCAAGAUUUUGGGUCAUCUUUACUAUCAUUAUUCUGAAUUCUUCUUCAGGUAGACUGCCUAUUUCCUCUUAAUUUGUUAGGUCUGGUGGGUUUUUACCUUGCUCCUUCAUCUGCUAUGUGUUUUUCUGUCUUCUCAUUUUACUUAACUUACUGUGUUUGGGGUCUCCUUUUCACAGGCUGCAGGUUCGUAGUUCCUGUUGUUUUUGGUGUCUGUCCCCAGUGGCUAAGGUUUGUUUAGUGGGCUGUGCAGGCUUCCUGGUGGAGUGGAUUUGUGCCUGUGUUCUGGUGGAUGAGGCUCGAUCUUGUCUUUCUGUUGGGCAGCUCCAUGUCUGGUGGUGUGUUUUGGGGUGUCUGUGGCCUUAUUAUGAUUUUAGGCUGCCUCUCUGCUAAUGGGUGGGGUUGUGUUCCUGUUUUGCUAGUUGUUUGGCAUAGGGUGUCCAGCACUGGAGCUUGCUGGUUGUUCAGUGGAGCUGGGUCUUGGCAUUGACAUGGAGAUCUCUGGGAGAUUUUUGCUGUUUGAUAUUACGUGGAACUGGGAGGUCUCUUGUGGACCAGUGUCCUGAACUUGGCUCUCCCACCUCAGAGGCACAGCCCUGACACCUGACUGGAGCACCAAGAGCCUGUCAUCCACAUAUCUCAGAAUCAAAGGGAGAAAUAAAAAAGAAAGAAAGAAAGAAGAAGAUCAAAUAAAGUGAUUAAAAUAAAAAUUUAAAAAUAAUUAUUGAAAAAUAUUUUUAAAGUAAUUAAAACAGAAAGAAAGAAGAGAGCAACCAAACCAAAAAACAAAUCCACCAAUGAUAACAAGCGCUAAAAAGUAUACUAAAAAAACAAAAACACUGAUAGACAGAACCCUAGGACAAAUAGUAAAAGCAAAGCUAUACAGACAAAAUCACACACAGAAUCAUACACAUACACACUCACAUAAAGAGAAAAAGGGAAAAAUAUAUAUAUAUCGUUGCUCCCACAGUCCACCUCCUCAAUUUGGGAUGAUUCGUUGUCUAUUCAGUUAUUCCACAGAUGUAGGGUACAUCAAGUUGACUGUGGAGAUUUAAUCCACUGCUCCUGAGGCUGCUGGGAGAGAUUUCCCUUUCUCUUCUUUGUUCGCACAGCUCCCGGUGUUCAGCUUUGGAUUUGGCCCCGCCUCUGCACGUAGGUCGCCUGAGGGUUCGCUCAGAUAGGACGGAGUUAAAGGAGCAGCUGAUUCAGGGGCUCUGGCUCACUCAGGCGGUGGGGAGGGAGGGGCAAGCCUACGGUGGCAGAGCCGGGCGUGACAUUGCAACAGCCUGAGGCACGCCGCGUGUUCUCCUGGGGCAGUUGUGCCUGGAUCACGGCACCCUGGCAGUGGCGGGCUGCACAGGCUCUCGAAGGGGAGGUGUGGAUAGUGACCUAUGCUCGCACACAGGCUUUUUGGUGGCGGCAGCAGCAGCCUUAGCAUCUCAUGCCCAUCUCUGGGGUCCGCGCUGAUAGCCACAGCUCGCACCCGUCUCUGGAGCUCCUUUAAAUGGCCCUCUCCUCGCGUACCAGGGAACAAAGAGGCUAGAAAAAUUCUCUUGCCUCUUCGGCAGUUCCAGACUUUUUCCCAGACUCCCUUCCGGCUAGCUGUGGUGCACUUGCCCCCUUCAGGCUGUUUCAUCCAGCCAACUCCAGUCCUCUCCCUGGGGUCUGAGCUCUGAAGCCUGAAGCCCGAGCCUCAGCUCCCAGCCCCCACCCGCCCCAGCAGGCAAGCAGACAACCUCUUGGGCUGGUGAGUGCUGGUCGGCACCGAUCCUCUCUGCGGGAAUCUCUACGCUUUGCCCUCUGCACCCCUGUUGCUGUGCUCUCCUCCAUGGCUCUGAAGUCUCUCCCCUCCGCCACCCGCAGUCUCCACCCGUGAAGGGGCUUCUAGUGUGUGGAAACCUUUCCUCCUUCACAGCUCCCUCCCACUGGUGCAGGUCCCGUCCCUAUCCUUUUGUCUCUGUUUAUUCUUUUUUCUUUUGCCCUACCCAGGUGCGUGGGGAGUUCUUGCCUUUUGGGAGGUCUCCUGUCUUCUGCCAGCAUUCAAUAGGUGUUCUUUAGGAGUUGUUCCACAUGUAGAUGUAUUUCUGAUGUAUUUGUGGGGAGGAAGGUGAUCUCCACGUCUUACUCUUCCGCCAUCUUGAAGCUCCCCCUAGCAUUUUGACUAGAGAUUUGGGGGGGCUUUUUUUUUUUUUGUCUGCACCCUGUGGCAUUCCUGAAUUGUUGGCUUCUUCAGCUCUAAGUCUAGGAUAUACAAGGCAAAAAGAAAACCCAAAGAACUGACCAGCAUUUUGUUCCUUGGGUCCUGUGAUAUUGUGAUUUAUAAUGAACAUAUAUUUAGUCUUUGUCCCUAUUUCUGGCACAGAGCUCCUAAAAUCCUUGUAAUUUCCUGUAAUGAAAGAUAAAGGUGUCUCUUGUUAUGUUUGGACAAUGGCUAAGGAUGAGGACUGGUUGCCAGGAGAACCAACCAUGUGAUUAGAGGGUUGGAAUUUUCAGUCCCACCCCCACCUCCCCAACUUCCAGGGAGUGGAGAGGGGCUGGAGAUUGAGUUCAAUCACCAGUGGCCAGUGAUUUAAUCAAUCAUGCCCAUGUAACGAGGCCUCCAUAACAGCCCAAAGGGCAAGGUUCAGAGAGCUUCUGGGAUGGUGAACACUCGGAGAUAUGGGGAGAGUGGCACACCUAGAGAGGGCAUGGAGGCUCCUUAUUUGUCCCCCAUACCUUGCCCUAUGCAUCUCUUCCAUCUGGCUGUUCCUGAAUUAUAUCCUUUUAUAAUAACCUGGUAAUCCAAUAAAUAAAAUGUUUCUCUUGAAUUCUGUGAGCAGCUCUAGCAAAUUUAUCAAACCCAAGGAAGGGGUCAUUGGAAUCUAUAUCCUAUCAGAAGCCCAGGUGACAACUUGGACUUGAGAUUGGCAUCUGAAGUGAAGGGAUCAGUCUUGUGGAUCUGAGCCAUUAACAUGUGGAAUCUAGUGCUAUCUCCAGGUAAACAGUGUCAGAAUUGAGUUGAAUUGUAGGACACCCAGCUGGUGUCCAAGAAUUCCAUGAUGGGGGACUUCCCUGGUGGCCCAGUGGUUAAGAAUCCGCCUGCCGUGCAGGGGACACGGGUUCAAGCCCUGGUCCGGGAAGAUGCCACAUGCUACAGAGCAACUGAACCCGUGCACCACAACUGCUAAGCCUGCAUUCUGGAGCCCGCAAGCCACGACUACUGAGCCCACAUGCUGCAACUACUGAAGCCUGCGUGCCUAGAGCCCGUACUCUGCAUCAAGAGAAGCCACCACAGUGAGAAGCCCACACACUGCAACGAAGAGUAGCUCCUGCUCGCCAACUAGAGAAAGCCCGCACGCAGCAAUGAAGACCCAACACAGCCCCAAAUUAAUUAAUUAAUUACCAAAAAAAACCCACGAAUUGCAUGAUGGUGUGGGGAAACCCCACCUCCCACACACUGAAAGUAAGUGCAGACUCCUUAGGUCCCAAGAACCGUUGUCUUUCUGCCUUCUUCUCUCCACAUUUCAGAGCCUUCUUAUGUUUGAUUUAUUUGUAAUUUCCAGGGAUUUCGUUGUACUUAGAGGAAUGAACAGGGGAAAAGUGCAUCUACUCCAUCUUUCCAGAAAAAUAGAAUUGUUCUGAGAAUUAUGUGAGGCAGUGAUUCUCAACUAGAGGUGAUAAUGCCCCCCAGGGAAGGGAGCAUUUGGCAGUCUGGAGACUUUUUUGGUUGUCACAACUGGUCGGUGGGGGUGCUGCUCACAUCUAAGUGAGUAGAGGCUAGGGAUGCUGCUAAACAUCCUACAGUGCACAGGAUGGCUCCCACAACAAAGAAUUAUCUAGCCCCAAAUAUUAAUAGUACCAAGUUUUAGAAGCCCUGCUGUGACUUUGUGAAAGGACAUUGUGAACUACUAGACACCAUUUAUCAUUACCAUCAUGAGAGAAAAACAUGUUUAUGUGCAUUUGAGCAAGCUGCCUCCACAGAUCAAAGGUUUUUUCCCUGUUGUUUUACAUCAGUAUAUGACAAGAAUCUGGACAUUUAAAGCUUCUACGCUAUAGGCUAAGAGAUUUUAAGCUUCUAUACUGUAAGCAGAGAGCACCAAACACAGCACACUGCACACACUAGGCAGUUUAUAAAUGCCUACUAUCCAGCACACAACAGAGCUUUUCAAUCUAGAGAGGUCUGUGGAUCUUCCAAAGAGCAAACCUUAAGGAGAAUAAGAAGAUGACAUUAAUAUAAGCUUCCAAGCAGGUACAUUAAAAAUGAAUAUUCUAAAUACAGGUAUCAGGCAUCAGCAACAUUUUCCCGUUGCUGGCCUGAGGAGGAUUCAAAGGAAAGAAAGAUCCAGGUGGCAGAUACCAAACUACUAAUGAAGCUCAGGUUUCCAUUUUAAAUGCCUCUGUCUCCCAACUCCAAAUGUUGUUCCUAAUAAUCUUAAUAAUCUCUUUACACUAUCAAGGAUAAGUAUCAAGGGGUCUGUGGAGGGCAGUAAAAGCGGAUAAGAGUAGAAGAUAAUGGGGUGAAGUUGGGAAUAUAGAAAUCAUAUCACAAAUUUGUAGCAUAGGCAAGAGAAGUGGAAAUUUCAGUGCCUGACAAAACCAAAAAACUGCAAAUCAGGGUUAGACAGCCACCUUGGGAACACAACUCAUAUGGGUGGAGGAUGGAUGGAUGGAUGGGACAGUUUAUCCAGCCUAGACCUGACUCUACUGAUAUUAAACCAAAAAUGCUCAAUUAACUUCUCAGAUAUCUUCAUUUUCUUGCAUGACAUAUUAAGGACUUACUACUUACCAAAACCUUUCUUCCCUUCUUGAGCUGGCAAGUAUCAAUUUAUGUCUUCUGUAUUUCAGGAAGUACCCUUUCUUCCCUUCUUGAGCUGGUAAGUAUCAAUUUAUGUCUUCUAUAUUUUAGGAAGUAUCCCCACAUUCUAAAGUACUAGUGUUAAAUAGUCUGUUUUCCUUACAUGUACACACACACAGGAGACAGCCCAGUCCACUGGCUUUGGAGUACCUGGGUUUAAAUUUAUGGGUUCAAAUUCAGCUCCUUGCCAGGUAUCUGACCAAAGGUUGUUAUUUAUAACUCUCUCAGUGCUUGAUUACCCUCUUUUCUUUGUUUUGUUUUGUUUUUUUGGCUACACCAUGUGGCUUACAGAAACUUAGUUCCCCAACCAGGGAUUGAACCCUGGCGCCACGGCGGUGAAAACACCGAGUCCUAACGCCUGGACAGCCAGGGAAUUCCUGCUUACCCUCAUUUUCUAAUAGCAAGAAUAUUGUAAGGAAUAAAUGAAAAAUGCUAAAGUUUCUACCACAGUUCCUAGCAUUUUGAUCCAUGAAGGAUAACUGUUGGUAUAAUAAUAUUUAUAUUAUAUAUAAUGUAUUAAUAUAAAAUAUUAUUAUUGGCCUUCCACACCCUUCUCAAUCUCUUCAACUGACAAGCACUCACCUAACCACUCUGUCUUUAUCCAUUCCUGUUGGCAUAUUUUCUAGCUUCCACUUCUGUGCCAAUGAGAUCUACAUUCAGAAUUCCAAGUCUGAAGUAUCCUGGCUUUAUACCUGUGUAGGAUAAUCUUUAUUUGGUUUCUAUAUCAGUCAACAAUUGCCACACUAAUCCUGUAUAAUGAAACACCCCAAAACUCAGUAGCUUAACAGAACCAUCAUUUAUUCUCAUUCUUAAGUCUAUAGGUUGGCUGGGAGUCAGCUGGUCCAGGCUCGACUGGAUCCAAGCGCAAAUUACAUAUAGGUCUUUUCCACGUGUCUCUCUCAUCCUCCCUAGACCACAGGGCUACCCAAGACAAUUUCUUAUCAUAGUGAUGACAGAAGCUUCUGAAGGGGCAGUAGAAACACAUGACUGUUAAGCUUAGUCUCAGGGCUGGUACACUGUCACUUGUGCCUACCUCAUUGGCAAGAGCAAGUCAUAUGACUAUGCCCAACAUCAGUGGGGCAGAGAAAUAGACUGUAGCUUCAGUGGAAGCAUAUGGAAAGUCACACAGCAAAGAGCAGAGAUAUGGAGAGGGUUGAAGAAUUGGCAACAAUAAUGCAAUUGAGCAUAGCUUCCUAUACUCCUCUUGCUGAUCCUCAAUUUCUUGUUGGCCCAUUAUGUGCCUCAGCCUCACACUUCAGAGCCCAGGCUUGAGUAACAUUGUUUUCUUUCCUGCAUCAGAGUGAUUGACCAGAACCCAUUGUUCAUUUACCAAACAAUAAACAAGGCAUAAUGGGGGAAACAAUCAUGUGUGAAGCCUGGUUCCUGCUCUCAAGGUAUUCCCAGACUGGUGUAGAAGGUAGAACAAAAGAAUAAAUAAUUCUACUAGAAAGCAGAAUGUGGGGGGCACCCUAAAAUAUAAAUGUGAUAAAUUUACCAUAUGACCCCACAAUUCCACUCCUAGGUAUCUGUAUGCAGUAAAUGAAAAUAUCUACCCACAAAAAAAACUUGUACAUGAACGUUUACACUAUUAUUAUUUAUAAAUGUCAGUAAGUGAAAACAACACAAAUGUUCAUUAACUAAUGAAUGGACAAGGAAAAUGUGGUAUAUUCAUACAAUGGAAUAUUAUUUGGUAAUUAAAAAGAAUGAUGUACUGGUACAUGCUAAAGCAUGGAUGAAUCUCAAAAACAUUAUGAUAAGUGAAAGAAGACAGACACAGAAGACCCCACAUAUUGUACAACUGCAUUUGUAUGAAAAGUCCAGACAUCAAAUCAAUUGAGACAGAAAGUAGAUUAGUUGUUGUCAGGGCCUGCAAGUGGGCAAGGGGAUCUUGUUGGGCUUAUCGAAAUGUUCUAAAACUGAAUUGUGGUAAUGGCUGCACAAUUGGUUAUAGUUACUAAAAUUCAUUGAAUUGGGUGAAUUGAAAUGGGUGAAUUUUGGGCUUCCCUGGUGGUGCAGUGGUUGAGAGUCCGCCUGCCGAUGCAGGGGACGCAGGUUCGUGCCCCUGUCCGGGAGGAUCCCACAUGCCGCGGAGCGGCUGGGCCCAUGAGCCAUGGCCGCUGAGCCUGCGCGUCCGGAGCCUGUGCUCUGCAGCGGGAGAGGCCACAGCAGUGAGAGGCCCGCGUACCGCCAAAAAAAAAAAAAAAAGAAAGAAAGAAA